AUGUUGGCUUCAGGGCACACUUGGCCACCAGUGUUCAAGGAGGAGGCUGAGCGCGACGGAGAAAGAGGAGGAGGCACGAGGGGUGAGGAGCUUGGCUGUUUCUGUCACCGAGGCCGUGCAAGGACCGGGCCGGGCGACGAGUUGGCUGAGCUGCUGUGGGACCACGGCCCGGCGCCCGCACCGCCGCCGUUCCAGCCCUUCACCUGCAGCGCCGCCGGCAGCAGCAGGUCCCAGGAGCUCAAGCGCCACGCCGCGGACGCCACCAAGGCGGCAGCGUUCGUGACCCCCGUCGUCCCCGUCCCGCUGGGCAUGCACGGCGCCGGAGCCGGGCUCGGCCUCGGCGGCCUCCCCGUCCACGACGACGAAGACGACGCCGUGCCGUGGCUGCAUUGCCCCUGUCGUCGACGACGGCGACGGCGACACGGCGCCGCUGCCCCGGAGUACUUCGCCAGCCUGCUGUCCGAGUACUCGGAGGCGGCCACGGCGCCAGCGGCGGCCUCUCAUGCCGCGGCCGUCGUCCUGGCGGCGCCGCCUCCGCCAGAGGCCGGCGCGGCCAACAAGCUGGCCCCCGCCGAGCGCCGCCGGCGGAGGAGGACCUGGACGACGAGCCCGAAGCGACGAGGAGGUCGGCGGCGCGGGAGCGCCAAGCGCAGCCGCACCGCCGAGGGGCACAACCUGUCGGAGAGGAGGAGACGGGACCGGAUCAACGAGAAGAUGCGCGCCCUGCAGGAGCUCAUCCCCAACUGCAACAAGAUCGACAAGGCGUCGAUGCUGGAGGAAGCGAUCGAGUACCCUCAAGACGCUGCAGCUACAGGUGCAGAUGAUGUCGAUGGGGACCGGGCUGUUCAUGCUGCCGGCGAUGCUGCUGCCGGCGAUGCACCAGCACCUGCAGGCGCUGCACCACCACCCCAUGGCGCACGCGCACGCGCACUUCCCGCACCUCGGCAUGGGGCUAGGCUUCAGCAUGGGCGCCGCCGCUGCGGGUUCGACAUGCUCCCGCGCGCAGUCGCGGCCGGCGCGCACUUCCCGUGCACGCCGAUGGCAAUGCCGCCGUCGGGGGCCAUGUUCGGCGUGCCGGGGCAGGGGAUGCCUCGCUGA
Messenger RNA from Miscanthus lutarioriparius, 1098 nucleotides. Lineage: Eukaryota; Viridiplantae; Streptophyta; Magnoliopsida; Poales; Poaceae. The record is from the annotation of a GenBank genome assembly.